Molecule: messenger RNA, 465 nt
Organism: Camelina sativa (false flax)
Lineage: Eukaryota; Viridiplantae; Streptophyta; Magnoliopsida; Brassicales; Brassicaceae
Source: RefSeq, a predicted model, not a curated record
GAUUUGAAGAACUAUUAUUAUGUGUGUAUAUCCGAAGAAUGAUGUGCUAAAUUUUAAUGAUGCCUUGUUGCAAUGUUUGAUUGGUUUAGUGAGCAGAGUAGAGUAAGUAAAGAGAUGGCUGGGCACAAGAUCGCACAUGCAACUUUGAAAGGUCCAAGUGUUGUGAAGGAGUUAGUAAUCGGUCUCGCACUAGGGCUUGCGGCUGGUGGGCUAUGGAAAAUGCAUCACUGGAAUGAGCAGAGGAAAACAAGAGCCUUCUAUGAUUUGCUUGAGAAAAGCGAGAUUGGUGUUGUUGUUGCAGAGGAGUAAAGUUAGUAAUAGAGGGAGAUUUGAUGAUGACGAUUACCUCAAAUUCUAGUGUUUGCUAUUAAAAAGGUUGCAAUGUAACAUACAUACCAUGAUUUGAUAACAUUAUUUGUCAACGCCUAUUUAUUUACCAAAACAAGAUCCCAAAUAUUUUUGAUU